AUCUUUUUUUCUUAAUUUAUUGCAGUGCACACAGCAGCAUCAUUUGCCUGGAGCAAACAAGCACAGUGCUUACAACAGCCAACAGACCAGGCAACACAAUCCCAUCCUCUGUUCCAUUCAGCUGCUGAAGAGCCCACACAGCUCUUUCCCUGCUUUCUCCGCUAGCUCAGUUGAAUUGGAGCGGUCUGUACCAUCAUUUGUCCCACCCAAUCUAUAAACGCAUUUCAGAUGACUUCAGGAAGGGUGUCUUAAAUGAAAAUUAUUAUGUUUGGACAUCAUCUUGGCUGCUGCAUAUAUCUUGGUUUCAUUUAUAAGGAUAUUGAGGAAAAACUUGGAAUCCAGGAAGAUGGCUGCAUUGUUCUGGGACUUGGAUUGCGCUACAACUCCUCCACAGACACCACCUCUACACUUCAGUUCUGAGUUCAGGCAUACCAGCCUUGUGAGUUCCUAUGAUCGUUCACCCAUGCAAAACAGCUCAGAUUGGCCUUCAAGUGAGCAAGUGGAGUUCACAAGAUUAAACCGCUCCAGAACGAAAGACAAUACAGAAGGAGAAUGGCAUAUGGUAACAGCCACUCGCUCAUUGCUUGGCAGGGAAAGAAGAGGCCAGAGGGAUUGUCUGCAGGACCAGCAGAAAGCGACUAACAACAGCUUGCCAAGAGCGCAUUUUCUCCAGCCAAAUAGAGAAUCAAGUGCUUUUUCACCCUAUGCUAAUGACUUCUGGUUGAAUGGCAAAGAUGCCAAGAACAAUGCUGAGCCCCUCAGAAACAGUCGUAAGCAGCACCCGCUGACACAGCCGGGUUUCUACAGUCCAAAAAUCCAACGAUCGAAGCACUGGGAAGCUGCACAAUCCACAAAAAAGUCUUUAAAAGGAUCUGCUUCCACAAACAACUUGAAGGAGUUCUGUGCUCUCACGUUGCCUCUUCCAUGCUCCAAAACUUCUGUUCUCAAACCCAGCCCUUUGUUUUCCAAACCGCAAGAGGUUAAGACUUCCGUGGUGAAAAAGCCUCCUUUGAUGAGAGCUGUGGUUUCUCAGUCUUCACCAACCUCGAAUCAACCCGGCAAGGAGCACUUCAGCCAACUCCAGCUAAGAGAGGACCAUCUCGUCAAGAACCAGGACUGCAUUUUGUUCAAUCUGCAGGAACCCAAUAUAAAACCUCCCAGAAAUGACCAACUUGCGUGGAGGCAGAGCCAGAAUUCAUUCACUGAGGAUACUUCUACCAAGGAUUAUUAUUCUAUUAACACACUACAUCUCUUCCCUGGACGACAGUCUAGAGCAGACCAGCCUGCAACGUUCUGUCCAAAACUGGAAAAGGUAAGUCAUGAGGGUGUUGACACUGGCAUUAAACCAUCUCAAGGUGACCCUGACUGGUCAUGUCAAGUUCAAGCCAGCCAGACUCAACCUCACUACAGCCCAAAACAAAAGAAGAUACAGUACGAGUACACACUACAUAGAGAAACCGGUGGUGUCAGAAACGGUAACCACAACCAUAUAAAAAGUCAGGUGGAUGUGAACUCAAAGAAUGUGUUUGGAAAGCCUCGAGUGUUCGCAUCACUGCGAGCAGCAUGUUCCCCGCGACCCGUUCGCAAGAGCACAGUGGUGGAGGACUUGAAAAAACUCAUUGUGAUGGAUGACACCGAGGACAGCGCUCAGGGUGAUUCAUCACCACCUCAACAAAAUGAGGCAGAGCUUUGCAGAAGUUUAUGUGCCAGUCCGUCGCUAUUCGGUCCUGCUCAGCGAUUAUACCCAGAGACUCCCACGCUCACACCUGUCCAUUUCCACCUGCAAACACGUCAAACAGAAUGUGUGGAAUUGCCUGAGCAGACUGAAUCUGACCUUUGGGACAGAGACCAACAUCCUAAUCCUCAACUCAUGCCGCUGCCAAGCACAGCCUAUGAUCUUGACUGGAAUAGUUUAGUUCAAGCAGCCCAAGAGUAUGAGACACAAAGGAUGGCAAGCCUUUUGUCAGAAAUGAGUCCUGUAUCAAGCAGGCCAGAUACACCAUCCAAUGAAACCUACAAGAUCCACCAUUCCAGUGCUUAUUGCAGUGGAGAAGAUAUGGAUGACGUAUUCAUUGAAUUCCCCGACCAACUCUCUCACCUGGAAGGGAUGCUUAGGCGACUGAGUAGUGACCUGCUGAAGGAGAAGAGAGACAAAGUGGGACUACUGGCUGAAGUGUUGAAGCUUCGUAUUAGCAACCAGAAUCUGAGAGAAGAGUCCUUCAGUGCAGUUGCACAAUUACACAAAAUCAGCAACAUUUUAAACACAACACCUGAAGGGGAGGAGUAAUUCAGGGUUGGAAGCAAAGACUAC
This is a messenger RNA of Rhinichthys klamathensis goyatoka, 2311 nucleotides long. RefSeq names its product signal-induced proliferation-associated 1-like protein 1. Lineage: Eukaryota; Metazoa; Chordata; Actinopteri; Cypriniformes; Leuciscidae. Bases 347 to 2287 code for a protein of 646 amino acids. The record is from RefSeq and is a predicted model, not a curated record. The transcript is spliced from 11 exons.